Molecule: messenger RNA, 1620 nt
Organism: Cryphonectria parasitica EP155
Lineage: Eukaryota; Fungi; Ascomycota; Sordariomycetes; Diaporthales; Cryphonectriaceae
Exons: 3
Coding region: 1-1620 (539 amino acids)
Biological process (GO): DNA-templated transcription initiation
Cellular component (GO): transcription factor TFIID complex
Source: RefSeq, a predicted model, not a curated record
AUGGCUUCAGGCACUCCUCGACCUCCUCCAGGUGGUGCAACACCAUUCAACGCGCCGAACGCGCAAAACGCGCCAAACACCCAGUCACAGUCCCAACCUGCGUCCCCUUACUCGGUCACCUCGCCCAGGUACGCGGGCAGCCCAAACAUCCCAGCCACCACCGCGCCUGCGACACCACACAUCGUUCCCAGUCCUGCUACUCCCGGCGUUGCGCCUGGCACUCCAGGCGCAGGCCCCCAACAACACUAUACCACCCAGGCCUUCGCGCCACCCGUCAGUGCGAGCGCGCCUAACACUCCUGGUGCCAUGGGACCCCCUAGCGGCCGACCUCAGCGCGAGUAUGAGUACGACGUCACCGACAGUCUCUUGGGCACAGGCGUGAACAUUCGGGAUGAGGAGAAUGCACUGGCCGAAUACUAUGCUGGAUCUUUUGGUCAGGAUGCGAGGACUGGUCUGCCUUCCAAUGCGCCUGGCAACCGUUCUUCUUUCUACGGCACAGGCUUUGCCAGCCAGCCUGGCGCAGCAACGACUGCGACACAAAAGGAGUUCGAGUUUGCUGAGGCCGAGCGCGCCUGGAACGAGUCAGCGGCUCGUCUGUCUGCGACGCGCGCCAUAGAGCAUAACGACCCCUUUUUGAAUUAUGCUAAUCUUCAUGCCCGCAUGGAAAAGAUGGCUGCGAGCCACGGUCUCGAGCUGAACCUCGACAACAAGAACAGCACACAGGCACACGUCCAGAAGUCCAGGGGCGCCAAUGAAUACCCUGGUCAGGGUGGUCCUAAGCUCACCAUCUCCACAAAGACGAGUCCUGAUGGUGCGCUUGUUCAUAUUAAUGGUACGGUCCUGCCCACCGACAGCUUCCUAAUCGAUCAGCUCGCGCUCUUGUCUCUCGGCACCCGGCAGCGACUGCGAGGUCUCGUCGAGGAGUGCGACAAGCUGGCUACCCACCGCCAGCAAUCCUCGCACGGUGUGAUUCCCAUGUCCUGGGCAGAUGACGGGAUACCCUUGGAGCUGGCUGGUCUCUACGAUCCAAAAGAUGCCGAGCGAAGUGGCAAUUUGGCGCCCCUGAAUCCGCUCUCUCAGUAUCUACGCGACUAUGCCUACGCUGAGCGUGCUGCUGAGGAAGAGAGGCUGCGGAAGCGACAAAAGCGCCUGCAGGAGGAAGGUGGUACGCAGACUGGAACUCGCACCGGUGCAGCCACACCAACCACUCCGGGCUCCGUGGCUCCUGAGCCGGAAAAAGCGCCCACCAAGAAGGAGCAGAAGAAGAUUGCCGCCCAGAAGCACGAUGCGUCGGCCGAGAGCGUCAACAUGACCACGAUGAAAUUCCUGGGUGGUGGGAAAAAGAAGUAUUCCUGGAUGACAGGAGGCGCAGGCAGUGGCCCCAAGACGCCAUCCCGCGCCGCGGUUGGCGCUCCCGGCACUCCUCAAUCCUCAGCGACACCCAAGGCCCCAGAGAACACCAAUCUAACCCCGGAGCCGCGGACCAAGAUGGGUACCUGGCGGGAGUACGGCGAAAAGGGCAAGAACAUUCAGAUCCGAGAUUGGGCUGAGGUCUUGGAGCGCGAUGGGAAAGAGGCGCUUGCUCUGCAAUACGCCUAUCUGAAGUGGAAGAGGGAUUGA